Nymphaea colorata (pocket water lily) is the source of this 2204-nucleotide messenger RNA. RefSeq names its product pectinesterase-like. The record is from RefSeq and is a predicted model, not a curated record. Bases 116 to 1897 code for a protein of 593 amino acids. Gene Ontology annotation, molecular function: pectinesterase inhibitor activity; pectinesterase activity. NCBI's taxonomy places the organism in Eukaryota, Viridiplantae, Streptophyta, Magnoliopsida, Nymphaeales, Nymphaeaceae. Gene Ontology annotation, biological process: cell wall modification. The transcript is spliced from 3 exons.
UGGGAGGGAGGGGGAACCAAUCCUAUCCCACCUCACAUUUAGUUACUCCCGCUCAUCCCAAGUAGCGCGACCGCAGUGCUCUACUGAGCAAUUUUAUCAGUAGCUGAGCUGAGCCAUGAAUUCUUUCAAGGACAAGAUCAACUCCUUCAAAGGCUACGACAGGGUGACCGCCGAGCAGGAGAGGCUCCAAUACCGAAAAAAGGCCAGGAAACGGUUCGCCAUCAUCGCUAUCUCCUCCCUUCUCCUCAUCAUCAUCAUCGUCGCUGCCGUCGUCGGCACCGCCGCCUCCAGGAAGAAGGAUUCCUCCUCAUCGACCAGCAGCAACAUGAUGAGCCAGACCGACGCCAUCAAGGCCGUCUGCUCCGUCACCCAGGACCCCUCUACCUGCUUCACCAGCCUCUCCCUCGCCGCCGAUCCGGGAACCGUAGAUCCGAAGCAGCUCUUCCAGCUCUCCAUGAAGAUCGCCCUCCGGGAGCUCUCCAACGUCUCCGCCCUUCCCGGACUGCUAGCCGCCAAGGAAAACAACACGAUGAUCAAGAAGGUGCUGGAGGACUGCCAGGAGACGAUCGACACCGCCAUUGAUCUGCUCAACAGCUCCAUCACGGCCACCCAAAAGAAUGCAGGUGGGGACAUCCCGUCGCAGGACAAAGUCGAUGACCUCAAGACUUGGCUCAGCUCAGUGCUGACCAACAUGGAGACGUGCUUGGAUGGGUUCGACGAACUCACCAGCGCGUCCAAGGAAAAGGAAAUGAUGCAGUUGGCGUUGCGGAACUCGACGCUCCUGACCAGCAACAGCCUCGCCAUUGCCAACAAAAUCAUCACAAUCCUGCAGCACUUCAACAUUCCACUCCACCGCCGGCUUCUCGGCUUUCCCAGUAAGCCAUCAUCGGACGGGGCAACCGGAUUUCCAGCAUGGGUGUCGUCAAAGGACCGGAAGCUGCUACAGGACAACUCCUCCACUAUUAGUUUUGAUAUUGUGGUCGCUCAGGACGGGACUGGGAACGAGAGGUCGAUCGCUGAGGCCAUCAACAAGGUGCCUUUGCAAAGCACCAAGAGGUUCGUCAUACGUGUGAAAGCUGGAAAGUACAUCGAGAACGUCGUGAUUGACAAGAAAAGGCAGAACGUCAUGCUCAUCGGAGACGGCAUGGGCGCCACCAUCAUCUCCGGCAGUCUCAGCUUCGGGGGCGGGAGUACGACAUUCAGAAGUGCAACCUUCGCGGUCACGGGGAGCGGGUUCAUGGCCAAAGACAUUGGGUUCGAAAACACGGCGGGUCCAGAAAAACACCAGGCGGUGGCGGUCCGCGUAGGGUCGGACCAUGCGGUGUUCUACAAUUGCAGAUUCGACGGCUACCAAGACACUCUUUACGCACACUCGAACCGACAGUUCUACAGGGGAUGCACCAUCUCCGGCACCAUUGACUUCAUCUUUGGGAACGCGGCCGUCGUAUUCCAGAGCUGCAAUAUCCUGGUGAGGCAGCCCAUGACCAACCAGCAGAACACGGUGACGGCUCAAGGGAGGACCGAUUGCGGCCAGAACACCGGAAUAUCGGUGCUCGGGUGCCAGAUCGCGGCGGAUAAGACUGUCACGGCACCCACAUAUCUGGGGAGGCCAUGGAAGCCAUGUGCGGUGACUGUGAUCAUGAAGACAGAGAUUGGAGGGCUUGUAAGCCCGGCUGGGUGGUUGGAGUGGGUGCCAAAGACGCCGCCGGCGGCUACCAUAUUCUACGGAGAAUAUCAAAACACGGGGGCAGGGGCGGGAAUAGGGCAGAGGGUGAAUUGGACAGGGUACUACCCAGCUAUCGACGACGCCAUGGCAGAGAAGUACACGGUGGGUUCCUUCAUCCAAGGUGGAGAGUGGCUGUCCGACACUGGAGUUCAGUUCACGUUGGGCUUGUGACCUUCUCAAAACCAGCGCCUUCCAUCUUCCACCACAACACGAGGCGGGGUUGUUGGCCCUUGGCAUUGCGAAUAGUAUUAUAUCUCUAUCAAUUUAGCUGGUUAGCCACACAAUUGCUUCCCGUUUGCCACCUCUUCUUCUUGCUUUCUCUCUCUUUUACACAUUUCUUCAUUGUUUCUUGACAAGGGUGGGGUAAACUUGUGUGCAUAAUAGGGACUUUGCCCUAAGCAUGGGAAUUUGUCAAAAAAUAUUUGUGAUAUUUGUGCGUUCUUCUUUCUCAAUACAUGAUCAUCAAUUGGAAAAUCAA